ACCCAAACAAAACCAAAAUGAAUAUUUCUUUGACUGAGCAUUAGUGUGUAUGUGGUGGCACGUGACACAGCAGCGGCGGAGUAACCGGAAACAGUAAAAUACACAACUGAUGACGAUCUGACUCCACCUCAUGAUGCCGUUUAGCAACAGAUGAGCGACGCUGCAUGUUCAUUUUGUGCAGCCGCGGUCCGGCGUCGCUUUCGCGGGAGUGCACUGAAGGAGUGCCCUUUAGUUGUGUAAUGUUUGCCGUGCUCGCGGCGCGUCCCUUCUCCUUUCUAGCUCCGUAGCUCCUUCCUCCUUCCUCCGAACACCGAGUGCUGUUCCUGGCUGUCCGGGCUCUCGUCGCUAUGGAUGUGCUGUGGAUGGUGCCUCUGCUGCUGCUCCCACUCCUGAUGUGGACAAGCAGCACCUUUGUUUUCUAUUUCAAAAAGUUCUUCUACGUGGCCUGGAUGAUGGUCUUGGCCCUGGUGGGGAUUCCCUUCUGCUUGCUGAAAAGCGGAGGCAGAGACAUUGAAAACAUGAGGGUCAUUCGUUUCCUGGUUCGACAUGUCAAAUAUUUGCUGGGUCUUCGAAUUGAAGUGAGCGGUUGGGAACAUCUGCAGACAGAAGGUCCAUAUGUCAUCAUCUCCAACCACCAGAGCUCUUUGGAUGUUUUGGGCCUAAUGGAGAUCUUACCCGACCGCUGCACCACAAUUGCAAAGAAGGAGUUGGUUUAUGCUGGCACAGUGGGCCUCAUCUGCUGGCUGGGUGGCAUCGUCUUCAUCAACCGCAAGAAGACGAGCGAUGCCAAGAGCGUCAUGGCUGAGGCCGCCAAAACCAUGCUUGAUGAGCAGAUUCGGCUGUGGGUGUUCCCAGAGGGAACACGCAACCAGAAUGGUGACCUGCUGCCCUUCAAAAAGGGAGCUUUUCACCUGGCAGUGCAGGCACAAGUUCCCAUCAUACCGGUAGUUUUCUCCUCCUACGGCAACUUCUACCUUCGGAAAGAAAAGCAGUUCAAAUCAGGAACCAUCAAGCUAAAAAUCCUCCCAAAGAUCGAGACAAAGGGGAUGACGGCCGACGACGUGGCGUCUUUGUCAGAUAAAUCCUUCGACCUGAUGCGCACCGCCUUCUUGGAAGUCUCUGACUCUGUCAUCAAAAGUAACGGGCCCCUGAGGCACUGAGUGUUUGCUGUGUUCUAGCUUCUCCUCCUCGCCCCUCCCAGACCCCAUGCUAUCUCCAGGUUGUCCUGUUACCUGGCCAGGAAGCAACACGAGAUGGGUUUCCUCUCGUCUAGUUGACACCUGGUCCGGUCCGCCUCCGGCCCGACCACGCAGCACAGCCAGUCCCGACCCUCAGCGCUGCACUGCACGCCCCGAGUGGAGUGACGGACGGCAAGCCGAACAGCAUGGAUGUGUGUUGCUCAUGCAUGCCUUUUGGAUGGCUUUGUCCACCGUAUGGUUGCUUUAUACUCUGGCUUUGGAAAGCCUGACGUUGUUAUCGUCCUGCUUUACGACACAUUUGUGUUAUUUUGGCCUUUUUUUUUUCUCCUCUUUUUGUCUCGAUCUGCCUUCUGUUUACCUGAUAAACUUUGAACUUUCACUUCUCUGUUCAAAAGAAAUCUUUUUUUUUUCUAAUGCCUUACUUUAGUUAUCUGUACCUGCCAACAUCUUCUGCUUUUUGAUGUUCCGUUUUUCUGAGUUCCAGUCUUUUUGCCUCAAAGCGAACGUAGAGGCGCCUCGUUGAGCUUCGGACGGCGUGGAGUCGACUUGGACCCUUGUUGACGUGAACAUUUUUUGUUCUGUCACUAUGAAUUCAGCUCCAACUCCGUGAGAAAUAGAUAUUUUAUGAUGUCAGAAAGUAAGGAACGCAAGUGUUAACAAUCACACCCCGUCUGUGUGUUGUUGUGUUAAGGUGCAUCUUUAUUUCCCUGUUUUCUUUAAAAAACAAGAAAGAAAGGAAUCAGCAGCUAGACUCCUCUCACUUGGAUUAUUUAUUUUCCAUAGGAUGCUGUUUUUUAUGCUCUUUAGGUUGCUUUUGUUCCACAGAAUAAGAUGUCACAACAAAAGGCGACACCUGUGAAAGCUACCUGCUGUGCCAAGAUGUCGACCCCCUGAGAUGUUUCCAAUGCCUAAUUGGUCACUGACUGACUGUUUUGUCUUUACUAAUGAUAUAUAUAACUCAUUAUUAUGAGGCUGAUCUUGCUCUAUAUUAUUAGGGAGCUUACGAAAUACACAACUCGCUUAAUAUGAUGUACAUUUAUACCUGAAACGGGUUUAAUAAUAACUUCAGAUUGAUUUUUGCGUGGCUUAGAAAGCGUUUGAUGUAUUUGAAAGGAUUUAAGUUCAACUUUAACCUCUGUAAAGAAAAUGAUGGCUGUUUUUUAUGUGAACAUUUCUGGCCUUAAGUUUGAUCAUUCGUAGCACUUUUGGAAUAUUCAACAUGUUUGCAUAAAAUCGAUUUGUGUGAUUCUAGCGUACUGACGGUAACCACGUACAGCGAUGUGAGAAAAAUAUUUCCUUUCUUGCAGAUUUCUUUUGUUUUUGACACUUAAAUGUUUCAGAUCAGCAGAACUGAGUAAAUACAAAAGGCAGUUUUCAAAUGAAAAUGAUUCCCCAAACCAACCAGGCCCUUUACUAACAAUGAUUAAUAACUGGCUGUAACCCGUCUUACAUCAACAACUGCAAUCAAGCAUUUGUGAAAACUGAUAAAUUCUCGUGCCACUGUGGGGGUGUUUGGCCCCCACACUGUAGAAUAGUUCUACUUCAGCCUGUUUAAAGGUCGAUACAAUACAUGUUUUUUAAGUACUUAACACAAAAUCCCUGUCCAAUAAAGCAAUCUCAGCAGUGUAAUUCUUGACAUUGUCAGUACCUUCAAGAAUGAGUCAUUUCAGGGCACUUGCACUGUAAAAACAAGCUGGAGCUGGCCACGCCCACCCAGCCACGCCCAUCCAUCCCUGUUCAGGCUGCUGUAAGCUGAGAAGCUUCAUAUCCAGGAGGGACUCUAAGUAGAGCCGCUGCUUCUCCAACAGCAGCUGUUCUACCCCAGAUGAGAAGUGGUUCUAUAGGUUCUCUAGUUUUGUGACAUCACAAACGGGGACUUUUUGAAACGGCUCAUUUUUAGGCAACAAACCCAAAUGCUGGCAGAAACCGGACGGAUGUUUUAAUCCAUCAUUUGAGUGUUUAGAGCAGAAGUGCAGAACCUAAUGGCAGCACAAAAGACACGCUUUACAUAUAAUGUCCCAUUUAAGGUCAAAUGUCAGACAUUUAGAGCAGAAUUCAGUUCCAUUAAUUUCAGCAAAUGUUUCAGGUCCUGAAGCAACAAAGCAGCCCCAGACCAUCCCACUACCACCACUGUGUCUGACUGUUGCAAUGACGUUUCUGAUAUGCUGUGUUGGUUUUAGUCCAGACGUGAUGAGACACAGUCUUCAAAAAGUUCCACUUUUGGCUCAUCACUGAAUAAUUCCUCGAAACUCUUUAAAUGUUGACGUGUUUCUUUUUGAGGCCAUUGAGUCUUCGUGUUAGACAGGUCCUGUUGAACUGAUUUAGUGACUUACAGAUCUGGGGAAGCUGAACUCAGCUUUCUGAGUAAGGUGGAUAAAUAAUAAGGGGAUUGAUUACUUUUUCCACAUGGAGUCAAGUUGGUUUGAUUUUUCUCUUAAUAAACUUCAUUUGAAAACUACAUUUUGUAUUUACUCAGGUCUGCUCUAAUAACCUUUUUUUUUUUUGCUGAUCUGAAUCGUAUAAAGUUUAAAAUAGUCUCUGAGGAGAAACGUUCUUUUUCACAGCACUGUAAAAUUGACUGAACAUUUUGUUUACAUCCAGGUUUUGAUUUUUGCCAAAUGCCUUUUUUCCUCUUUUGUUUUCCUUCGCCAUUUCAGCCAUCAGACCACAAGAGAAUGUACUGCAGCAGCCUGGUUAUUCCUUAGUUACAUUUCUAAAGGCGAUUUACAUAAAACUGGCUUAAAAAGCAGCAAGUGUAUAAUAUAAUUUUUUUGUUUUCAGUAGUAGCUGGUAACUGUAGACUGACCUGUUGUAACAAAAGUCCCUCAAAGAAACUCAUGAAGAGAUUUAAUCAUCGCUUGUAUCUGCUGAUAGAAGUACACUGUAAGAAAUGAAAUGUUGAAUAUACUUGUGUCAUCUGGUUCCAAUAAGCCUAGUUCCUACAUGUAAAGAGUAAUAUACAUUUACUUUUAUCAUACGGACAUGUAACUAUAUAGAUUACUCUUUACAUUUAAGCAAUUAGGUUUAGUGGAACCAGUUGACGAAACUUGGUUAAGUAAAUGCAACGUUUCAUUUUUAUACCGUGAUUUUAGGUGAGUCCCACUUUAAAUACGUGCAAAGGCUAGGAUGUCGUUAGUGUUAAAGGCUGGUGAGUAAUAUGCUAGUACUACUAAUAACUAACCUUUUCUUAGUUUAGAUGCAUUUGUUUACGUUUCUGUAAUUCAGCCUCUGCAGGAAGUUGUCCAAAUGUUUAAAAAGCAUUCGACCAAAUUGGUUUUGAUCCCCAAGAAAUAUGAAUGGUAUUAUUUAUAAUUAGAUAAAUGUCAGUCGUUUAUUCCCUGAUUUGUUUUAUUCCAAAACUAAUUUAUCUUUGGCUUUUUGACCCAAGUUUAAGGUGGCAGAGACCCCGCCUUUUGGUAUUUCAGGCAGGUGUGUAAGAUAUUGUUAAAAAGUAUUCACAGCAUUUUUAAAGCACUUUCAUGAUUCAUUUGGAUACGCAAAAUAAAUAAAUUAUUUUUUCCCC
Messenger RNA from Nothobranchius furzeri (turquoise killifish), 4722 nucleotides. RefSeq names its product 1-acylglycerol-3-phosphate O-acyltransferase 2 (lysophosphatidic acid acyltransferase, beta) (gene agpat2). NCBI's taxonomy places the organism in Eukaryota, Metazoa, Chordata, Actinopteri, Cyprinodontiformes, Nothobranchiidae. The record is from RefSeq and is a predicted model, not a curated record. Gene Ontology annotation, molecular function: 1-acylglycerol-3-phosphate O-acyltransferase activity. Gene Ontology annotation, biological process: phosphatidic acid biosynthetic process. Gene Ontology annotation, cellular component: endoplasmic reticulum; membrane.